This is a messenger RNA of Orbicella faveolata, 327 nucleotides long. RefSeq names its product transcription factor 15-like. NCBI's taxonomy places the organism in Eukaryota, Metazoa, Cnidaria, Anthozoa, Scleractinia, Merulinidae. The record is from RefSeq and is a predicted model, not a curated record.
AUGCCUCCAUCAACUGCAGAGCGUUUUACAGCCGAAGAAGACUCCAAAAACUGCAAACGCAAAAAGCGACGUAGUCCACGAUUAACCGGCGUCAGUAAACAACGUAAGAAGGCAAAUGCACGGGAACGAGAUCGUGUAAGUGUCCUUAAUAACUACAUUCAAAUUCUACGGACCCUCAUUCCGCAGAACUGCAACAAAACCACGAAGUUUGACGUGAUAGUUGGCGCUACCUCGUACAUCUCACAACUUUCGUCUAUCUUACAAGGAGAGGACGAUUUCACAGUCAACAAAGAGAUGAAGGCUGAAGAUAUGGUUGAAAGCCAAUGA